AUGGCGAUUCGGUGGUCGAAUCUGUGUAUUGCAUUGUUUACACUUUUCUACGCCAUCUGUGUCCUUGCCGGGAAGAGCUACUACGAUGUGCUGCAAGUGCCGAAAGGUGCGUCUGACGAACAGAUCAAGAGAGCUUAUAGGAAACUCGCUUUGAAGUAUCAUCCCGAUAAGAAUCAGGGAAACGAGGAAGCGACUCGCAAAUUCGCCGAUAUCAACAACGCUUAUGAAGUCUUAUCGGAUGAGGAGAAGAGGGAGAUAUAUAACAAGUAUGGUGAAGAAGGGCUUAAACAGUUUGCUGCAAAUGGCGGACGAGGAGGAGGAGGAGGGGGCAUGAAUAUGCAGGAUAUAUUUAGCCAGUUUUUUGGUGGAGGUUCGAUGGAGGAAGAAGAGAAGGUUGCCAAGGGUGAUGACGUAAUUGUGGAACUUGAUGCGACUCUCGAAGAUUUGUACAUGGGAGGCUCUGUGAAGGUAUGGAGGGAGAAGAAUGUGAUAAAACCAGCUCCUGGAAAGCGAAAGUGCAACUGCAGGAAUGAGGUUUAUCACAGACAAAUUGGUCCUGGAAUGUUCCAACAGAUGACAGAGCAGGUAUGUGACCAAUGCCCAAAUAUCAAGUACGAACGGGAAGGAUACUUUGUCACAGUUGAUAUCGAGAAAGGAAUGAAAGACGGUGAAGAAGUGUCUUUCUAUGAAGAUGGUGAACCGCUUCUUGACGGUGAACCUGGUGACCUUAAGUUCCGAAUCAAUACUGCACCACAUGCCCGUUUCCGGAGAGAUGGCAACGAUCUACACAUGAACGUCAACAUUACACUGGUUGAGGCGUUAGUUGGUUUUGAGAAAACAUUCAAACACUUGGAUGAUCACGAGGUUGACAUCAGUUCCAAGGGUGUUACAAAGCCCAAGGAAGUGAAGAAGUUGAAAGGAGAAGGGAUGCCACUUCACUACAGCACAAAGAAGGGCAACCUCUUUGUCACUUUUGAGGUUUUGUUUCCUUCUUCUCUCACCGAUGAUCAGAAGAAGAAAAUUAUAGAAGUCUUUGCUUAG
Microthlaspi erraticum is the source of this 1041-nucleotide messenger RNA. The record is from the annotation of a GenBank genome assembly. Lineage: Eukaryota; Viridiplantae; Streptophyta; Magnoliopsida; Brassicales; Brassicaceae.